Messenger RNA from Adineta steineri, 816 nucleotides. Lineage: Eukaryota; Metazoa; Rotifera; Eurotatoria; Adinetida; Adinetidae. The record is from the annotation of a GenBank genome assembly.
AUGGAUUCUAAAGAUAAAACCGAUACAUUUAUUAUCAAUGCCUUAGUAUGUCCAAUAACACUUGAAUUAUUUAUCGAUCCAGUUGUUGCCGAUGAUGGUCAUACAUAUGAACGAACAGCUAUUAUUGAAUGGAUAAAAAAUCAUAAUGAAACAAGUCCUAUUACUCGUCAACCUAUUAAACUAAAAAGUUUACAAAGUAAUCGAAUUGCUAAACAGUUAGCUGAUCGAUAUCGUUCAUCAUCAACAUCACAUAUAGGAAAAGAUUUAGUUAUCUUUUCUGGUAAUGGUACAUUAUUAAAUAAAGAACAACAAAUACUUAUCAAUGAAUUAUUUCAAAAAGAAAAAAAAUGGUCAUUAAUAUAUAAAGCAACUCGAGAUGGUUUUGAAUCAAAUGAUUUUCAUCGACUUUGUAACAAUCGUGGUGCUACACUUACUUUAAUUAAAGCACGUAAUCGUUUAUCUAUGAAAAAACGUAAUUCAAUUUUUGGUGGUUAUACAACAAUACCAUGGUCAUCUCGAACUGUUCAUUAUCGUGAUCCGCAAGCUUUCUUAUUUCUUUUUGACCAUGAAAAACUGACACGUUUUAAUAUACGAACAAAUGAUGAAAUAGCCGUUUCACAUAGUGUUGCAUCCGGACCAAUAUUUGGCUAUGGUGAUAUUAAUAUUUGUCACCGACCAGACGUAAAUUAUUUUAGUUAUUCAAAAUUUCCAAAUUGUUAUCAAGAUAAUAAUGAAAAUGGUCGUGGAAAAAAAACAUUUUCGAAAACUAAACAUUUUCUAGUUUGUGAAAUAGAAAUCUAUAUGGUGAUUACAUAG